AUGGAUAAAGCCAAGACAAGCUCAAUUUUGGAUUUUGCAUUGUGUCAAUUACAGUUCCGCUUCCGAGGUUCUUUCAAGUACACGGGCCCAUUGAAGAAUACAGUCGACGUCGGGCUCGAAGUAGUGCAUAUGAUGUUGAAGAUGAAAGCUUUGACUCCCUCAGAGAAGAGUGUUUAUUGGGCAGCCAGAUUUGAAGAUUUUGAUCUGGUUCAGCAAGUUGUUCAACUAAGAGCUAAAGCUGGCAAGUUGACUCCAGAGGAAUUAUAUUGUGGUCUUGGACCCACAGCAUCUUACCGCAACAGAGCUACGUUUGAAUACCUGCUCUCUAUGGGGGUGAGCGUCAACAAGAAUACUGGCGGGAUAUGUUACAUUGCAGACUACGAGACACCUCUCUUUGCUGCUUCAUUGACAGGUAGUUUAAAGAUGGUUGAAAAGCUGCUAGAUAUGGGAGCGAAUAUCGACCAGCGAGGAGUUUCACACGAUACUGCGCUUCAAGCCGCGAUUCUUGUUGGUAGGUUAGACGUAGUUGCUUUGCUUCUUAGGAGAGGGGCAGACGUCGACGCUCGAGCCAUACCUGGCACCCAGUUCUUGUCCGGCCAACCUGCCCUCAUGAAGGCAAUCGCCUUGGGACAUACAGAGAUUGCUCGUAUGCUUCUCGAGUUUGGUGCGAACGUGAAUACCGAGAUAAAAUCAUCACCUUGUGGUUUAACUUACGGAAAUAUUAAUGCAUUGGGAUAUGCAGCUCAUUAUGGCAGGCUAGAUACUGUCCAGCUACUACUCAAUGCUGGGGCAGAUUCUUAUGAUCAUGCCAUUGGGAUUGCACUUGAAGAGGGAAACCUCAUCGUUGCGGAUUUGAUUCAAGACUGGAAGGAGUGUAAGGAAAGAGAAGCUUCGGCGAAUGAUCCUUGGUGAGUUUGAAGCCCUUAUCAAGAUACAAGAUAUAUAUCAACUAACCGUCGAAAGGGGUUCUUCUGAGCUCUGA
Molecule: messenger RNA, 982 nt
Organism: Hymenoscyphus albidus
Lineage: Eukaryota; Fungi; Ascomycota; Leotiomycetes; Helotiales; Helotiaceae
Source: the annotation of a GenBank genome assembly